CCCCUCCUCGCGGCCAACGAGCGAUUUUGGCCUUCCUUUCUCUCUUCCCCUUCACCUCCUCCGCGCCGACCUUCUCCCGGCUCCCCGCGGCGUAUCCUGCCCCGCUUUGUGGCCCCAACAGCGCCUCGCCACGUGGACGCCCGCCAGCCCUCGCUCCCCUGACUCCUGUCCUUUUUCCUGCCUCUCCGGGGCUCUCAUGGCGGAGCUGGCCGCGGCGGAGGUCUACGCCGCCGCCGGGCGGAGGACGACGACGGGGCAGGCGUGGCGGACGGUGCUGGGCUGGCUGGGAUUCCUGUUCCAGAUCCUGCUCCAGAUCCUGAGAGGCACGCCGUCUUGGGCUCAGGUGCUCUCCUUCGUCGGCCUCCGCCACCCCCUCCUCUCCUCCUCCUCCUCCUCCUCCCCGGCCUUCAAGCCCCUCCCCGCCGAGGCACCCAACGACACCCCGCCCCCGCCUCCCCCGGAGGUUCUCGAUAAGCUCACGGUAGUGCUUGACUUGGAUGAGACUUUAGUAUGUGCAUACGAGACAUCUAGCCUGCCUGCUGUUGUGCGUAGCCAGGCUGUUGAAGCUGGUCUCAAGUGUUUUGAGCUGGAAUGCAUAUCAAUAGAUAAGGAGGUUGAAGGAAAACAAAAGGUGAAUCAUGUUACUGUGUUCGAGCGUCCUGGUUUGCAAGAGUUCCUACAGCAAAUUAGUGACUUUGCAGACCUUGUUCUCUUUACUGCUGGUCUUGAAGGUUAUGCUAGACCACUUGUUGAUAGAAUUGAUAUUGAAAAUAGAUUUAGUCUUCGUCUUUAUCGGCCUGCAACAGUUAGCACGGAAUACAGGGAACAUGUCAAGGAUCUUACUUGCCUAUCAAAAGAUCUAUGCCGAACUGUUCUUGUUGAUAACAACCCGUUCAGCUUCUUGCUGCAGCCAUUGAAUGGAAUACCAUGUGUUCCAUUUUCUGCUGGACAGCCUUAUGAUGAGCAGCUUAUGGCGGUUGUUUUUCCUCUUCUUAAGCACCUCUCUCUCCAGAAGGAUGUCAGGCCUGUACUACAUGAAAGAUUUCAUAUGCCCGAGUGGUUCCAAAAGCAUGGGAUCCCUCCCUCUAAUCAGACUUUGUGAUGUUUCCUGAAUAGAAUUAAGAAGCUAUGGCUCUUCGAGCACCUGAACUGACAGAUGCCUGCUGUGCCACGAUGCCAUCCGAUCCCUGGAAUGCCUGUACAUUAUUAAAUUGUUGAAUGCUCCUAAUUAGAAGUUGGAAUUCAAUAGUAUUUCAUCCAACUUGUUCAAUCACGGAAAAGCUAUGUUUGUCUGUGCAAUUUAGAUAAAACUCAGCACUGUACUUAUGCAGCAGAAAAUUUACUCUGAUUUCUUGUAAUUGUUUAUACAAUUGUAAGAUGAUAGUCAAGAUCUGUUAGUGGAUGAAAUAAUCAGCCGAUGAGGUUUUGAAGCA
Phoenix dactylifera (date palm) is the source of this 1433-nucleotide messenger RNA. RefSeq lists its product as uncharacterized. Lineage: Eukaryota; Viridiplantae; Streptophyta; Magnoliopsida; Arecales; Arecaceae. Gene Ontology annotation, molecular function: phosphatase activity. The record is from RefSeq and is a predicted model, not a curated record.